Brachypodium distachyon (stiff brome) is the source of this 2333-nucleotide messenger RNA. RefSeq lists its product as uncharacterized. Bases 112 to 2076 code for a protein of 654 amino acids. The transcript has 3 exons. NCBI's taxonomy places the organism in Eukaryota, Viridiplantae, Streptophyta, Magnoliopsida, Poales, Poaceae. The record is from RefSeq and is a predicted model, not a curated record.
AAUUACUCCGUAGAUCGCAAUUGAGGGGAAGAAAGCCUGACACUCUAAAACCCCAACCAACCUCCCCUCCGCCUUUCAAUUCCGGUCCCCAGUCGUCCCAACCGGCCUCCAAUGGCGUCGGCGACCGCGGAGCUGGAGGCCGCCAUCGCCGCCCUCCCGGCGAAGAAGCAGCAUCUCAGGGAUUCCUUCGACCGCCUCGUUGCGUCCGCCCCAAUCCCCAUCCCGUUCAACUGGGAUGACCUCGACGCUCACAUCUCCUCCCUCCAGUCCUCCAUCGACGUCCGCUUCCGCCAGCUCCAGGGUCUCCAGCACUCCGCCCUAACCACCACCGGCCCCGCAGAGCACCAGGGCAAGGAGGACCAAGAGUCCCACGUCGAGCACCCCAUGAGGGACCAGGGUCAAGACAGCAAUGAAGAGGAGGGGGAGCGGACGAACAGGGCGCCUUCAGACCUUAAUGACGAGGAGGAGCAGGAGAGGGAGGAGGAGCCAAUCGAGGUGUAUCUCGACCAAGUAUACGAAGUUGAGGGAGAGGCAAUCAAGGCGUCUUCCGGCCCAGAACCAGAAGACGAUGAGGAGGAGGCAAUCGAUGCGUCCCCUGGCCUUGGACUGAAGGAGGAAAAUGAGAACGCCAAGGAAGCCAUGGAGGCGCCGUCAGCUUCCCGAAGCAACGGGGUGAUGAAGGAGAAGGAGUGGGGAUGCCCGAUUAUUCCGGAUUUUGCAAGUGUCGGCGGCGCUGCGGAGGCGGCCGUUAGGCGGGAUCUCGUGGCGGCGAGCGUCAACAUGGACACAUCGACGAUGGCGGAGAUUCUUUGCUGGCGCAACAAGAGAUGCUUACGCGCCAGGCGCCAUUUCCUCCCGGCGUUGCGGGGCUGCCCCGAGCCCCACGCCUUCGUCGUCGGUGCCAUCAGGGACUUCCUGGCCAGAGCCGAGCCCAAGGGCGACAAGCAAUGGGAGAACUGCUCUUGGCUGCUCUGCUGUGUUCGCAAACUUACUGCUGAGCCGUCUGUGGGCACGCUGGAGCACGCCUAUCGGCUGGCAGAGGACUGGAAGGAGAUGAUCGGGAAGCCUGAAAGUUGCAAGGACCUUGGCCGGCUGGCCAUAUUUGGCCUUUUUGGAUUUCUGGUCUCAUACAACAUUGCCUUGGAGUUCGAUGCUAGUGAGAUUAUCCAUCACGUUGGCAACAUCCCACGCCACAGAAAGCAAAACUGCAUUGAGCUCUGCAAUCGUCUUGGGCUAAUUCACAAGAUGACUGACUCAAUCAAUCAUCUGAUUGAAAAUGGGCAAGAGCCUGAUGCUCUCAGGCUUGCAUGCGUUUUGAAUUUGACUGACAAAUAUCCUCCACUUUACAUCAUGAAUGAAUAUGUUGAUAAGGCUAAGAAGACUGCUCAAGAGAUAAUAAACAAGGAAAACGGUUCACCGGAGUCUCUGAACCAGGCCAUGACAAAGCAGGUUAAUGCCCUAAUAUCGUCAUGGAGGGCAGUUGAUGAGUACAAUAUUGAUUCUGCCCACCGAACCAGCAUCAAGGCAGAAAUUACUCAGUUAUUACAUGAAUAUGCACGCAAAAGGCGAAGUAUACCGGUGGCUUGUUUGUCCGCUUUGAGUCCACAUCAGCAGCACAAUCUUCAGGAGCAGUGUGAGAAGCAUCUAAAAACUUUGGAAGAAGAGCAGCACCAGAAGUUCCAAGAGAAGCAGCACCAAAGGACACAGGACCUGCAGCCAAAACCAGAUGAGGAGCACCACUACCAGCAAAAGGAACAAGAGGUACCUAAACAAGAAGGGAGUCGGCAAAUGUUAGGAGAGAAGAGGUAUAACAAGAAGCGCAAGAGAAAUUAUCACAAGCAGCAGCAGCAGCGAAGAGCACAAGAGAUGAGGCAGCAUAGAUAUCAUAAGCAGCCCAGGCUAUCUCAUUUUCAUGCUGAUUCAUUUGGCCAUCCUCCAUACAAUGCCAGGAUAGGAAUUCACUAUCAUCGUAGCCAGCAGUUUUCAGGAAUUCAAGGAGCGCCUCCUCGAUAUCCGGGUCCGUAUAAUCACCCUCAGCUUUGCACUGCCCGAAGUCUGCGAUUCAGGCCAGAGUAGCAACACCUCAUGAUUUGACUGAUCGACUAAACUGACGAUUGAAAUGAAUAGAGAAACCCUGCAAUGCUUGAUCCAUGUCAUUUAGCUUUUGUUAUGGAACUACUACUCAUGUAUAGCCUAUGUGCCGUUAUUAGUUACCUUGACCUCAGCCUACAGUGCUGAAACCAAACUGUUAGUCAAGUUGCACCUAACUUUGACCAUUUAGUCUUAUCAUUAUUAUUUUCGACAUAUAACAUCGUUAAUAUUAUUGUGUGAAA